Messenger RNA from Rhipicephalus sanguineus (brown dog tick), 2655 nucleotides. RefSeq names its product A disintegrin and metalloproteinase with thrombospondin motifs 5. The transcript has 15 exons. Gene Ontology annotation, molecular function: metalloendopeptidase activity. Gene Ontology annotation, biological process: proteolysis. NCBI's taxonomy places the organism in Eukaryota, Metazoa, Arthropoda, Arachnida, Ixodida, Ixodidae. The coding region runs from base 646 to 2214 and encodes 522 amino acids. The record is from RefSeq and is a predicted model, not a curated record.
CCGUGUUGCUUCGAACAGACAUUCCAAGCAGCUGUUUGACGCUGAGAAAACUACGUUGUUUCAAUGUAUUCUGGUUCGGACACGUGGCACAGUGCUCAGCAAUCUACCAUCAGGAUGGCAAGACAGCGGGAUGCGAGUGUGGCAUAACACUUUUUACACCAGUCAUCACGUGUACACUGCUUGCAACACUGAACAGAGUGGUCCUUUCAACGGACAUUGGUUCCGACAAGCCGUGCAAUAUUGUACAGCACUUAACAUAACAGAUUUUUCUUAAAUUGACCUGUGUUGAGAAGGAAAUGGUUCCGCGCUUACUUUGUUAGGCUUGCGGGCCUAUCGCAUGCAGAACUUCCUAGAAGCGCUCUUUAUUAGUGCAUGGUCUUAAGCAGUGACGUACCUUUUUCAGAAUAUCGUCCACCAGCUCAUGACCACCGGUAGCCUCAUACCAGCUCUACCUUCAUACGAACAAGAGAUUGAAAGUGAACCAAUGAGACAGGGAACACAAUUCAAAUUAGGACCAAUUCUAGGUACAUCUGGACAUCAUUUUUUACCAACAGCUUUCUCGCUUUGAGGUCCCACAAUAGUUUCCACCUGAUCUUUAUCGAAAAGAGUGAGCGUUACAUUGGGCCUUCAGUACACUCCAGAGAAAUGACAGUACUAUACACAAACAAUUUGAUAGUUUGCAUCGGCUGUUUGGAGCUUAUUUGCUCGCAGUACACGUCAUUCGGAUACGACGUUGUGUACCCUCAACUCCUCGAAGAACAAGGUGAUGAUGAAGUGGUUGUUGCCAUCCGACCUGGUCAGAAUCUGACACUGCAGAGGGCAUCUGUAAUGCGGGAAGAACUUCAAUUCACAACAUUCGAAGAAGAUACAGAAAUUAUUUAUUACAUGAAUGGAAGCAAAAUGGAGCAAGAUAUUUACUGCGAUCCUCAAGCGUUUGCAAGCGUCAGUCUUACGCGCUCCAGUGGACUACGACUAGUUGGAAUCCUGAGUUCUACAGAGCGAAUAGAGCCGUCACCUUCUGAGAAAGUAGGAGCCGAUGGUUUAGUGAAACACUACGUCAUACCUAUCAUGCUGCAAAGCUCUGACAACGAUAGUAAUACCGGCACCAAUUUACAAGGCACAGAUAUUGACUCCAAUUCAUCGUCGUCUGACGCUCAUAGUCAAACAGGCAGCACCGUCCUCAAAGAGAGAUCUGGAGAGAGUACUUAUCCUAUAAAAGCCACAUGUGAGACCCGUCUUGUUGUAGACACGGCAUAUUUUCGCGCAUUCGACCAGGACAAGGAGCGGCUAGUGAAGUAUCUGGGCGUCCUUAUAGCAUACGCGAACCUAAAGUUCUAUACAUUCCAACCUAAUAUAGUACAGCUCCAAGUCGCUGUGACAGGAAUAGUGAUUCUUUCGCAGGCGCAAGAAACUUUCAUCGAAAAAUACGAUCAGCGUGACGGCAUCAUGCUUAGAAAGACGCUGGACCAACUGAAUUUAUUUGUGCAAAAUCAAAGCCUGUUUAAGGAUGACGACGCCGUCGUUCUUUUCACAGGGUUGGAUGUCGGCAUGUUGUACACAAACCCGCCGACUUUGAACACCGACAUCGUUGGACUUGCGGAAGUAAGAGGUGCUUGCGGCUCUAAAAAGGCGGCAAUAGUGGAAGACAUACCCCGGACGUUCACCGCCGCUCACACCCUGACACACGAGGUUGGGCACCUCCUAGGUUCGGAGCACGAUGGCGCCACACUGCCUCCGGGUUCACCAAGUCGGGUAGACCCACAAAUAUGCCCGGCCAACUUGAAACACAUCAUGUCAUCCAUUCUCGGGACCAGAAUGAAGGCGGAAUUCUCCUGGUGUAGCGCCGUUCAAGUAGCAGCUUACUUGUUGAGUGACGAAGGAAAGUGCUUAACUACGACUACUUCAAGACCCAGCAAAAUAUUGACGUUUGCUGAUGUGAAUGAGACUCGGCCUUCGUUGGAUGAAUUUUGUAAACGACACUAUGAGGAAUAUCCAGGAACACGCUACUUGGAGGGUAUAGAGAGCUGUCGCAUCGCUUGCAGUGAUCCCAAGAGACCACACCUCAAGAUAUUCAACGACGCACCUGAUGGCACACCUUGCAAUACUGAAAAACCUCGUAUGAUUUGCUUGAACAAUAAAUGCACUCGUGCCCGAGAAAAUACCCACGUGCGGACCUUCGACCUCGGUGCAAAUUCACUGGUCGAGCUAACUUGAAGGUUGGCAAAAAGUAGCCUACAUAUUGAUGACCUCCCGAAUAAAAAAUAACGGCGUCACUUUCGUGUUAACGCCACCUAUAACUAGAAGCGAGCAGAAAUCAAGUAAACAUAACGAUUUCGUUAAAGAGUCCUACACCAGCCGGCAUUGGGAGUUUCCGUUUUGCACUUGAAGAUGUAAAGCGACAGCCUAGGAGUGUUCGAACACAAUCAUUUUUCGUUGACGCUUAGUAAGAGUGGAGAGAAAAACAGCAACCUAAAGAUUGGGAGUUGAUGGUACAAGGAAGUAAAGUACUCUCUCCCCCGCACAUUUUCUAUUUGUUACAGCUAGCUAAUUCCGCGAGCUAUAUUCCUUCCUGCUUUGAUCGUUAUCAGAGCCGAGGACGAGAUAAUGUGCUGAGGACAGAGUCGGCCUCUGCACAAAAGACGUAAUAAACGUUUU